This is a messenger RNA of Adelges cooleyi (spruce gall adelgid), 3536 nucleotides long. Its product is annotated as acid sphingomyelinase-like phosphodiesterase 3a. The transcript has 11 exons. The record is from RefSeq and is a predicted model, not a curated record. Bases 332 to 1732 code for a protein of 466 amino acids. Lineage: Eukaryota; Metazoa; Arthropoda; Insecta; Hemiptera; Adelgidae.
GAUCGUCCGCGUACGUUCCCUGUAAUAGCUCAUUGGUCCCCGCCGACACCAUAACUCGCGAGUUACGCGACCGCCAGUCGAUAGUCGAGAUCGUCCGUACGUUGUAUUUUCGAUCAGUCGCUUAUUGCAGAGCCGCUUUCCCGCGCCAAUCGCCUGCUUACUGCGAGGAUACCUACCGGUACAGACGUUAUUGGGUCGCGGUAAGGCCCGCCAGACUUAUUGGCAACAACGCACCGAGAUUGUUUAUGCACAAAAUAAGGUGUACCGAACACCAGUUACUAAAAAGUCGAAAGGAUAAAAUGCGACCUCUGUAGGUGGUUAUACGGCAGUGAUGCUGUUUUUUGGGUUAAUAGUCUUCACAGCAGCCAUUAACACAGUUUCGUCGAAAAUAGGAUACUUUUGGCACAUCACCGACUUACAGUAUGACGCAAAUUAUGUAACGGCGACCGGCGAUUACGCAAAAAGUUGCAAACAAACGGUGAUCAAUCCGGAACUCAUUGAAACCGUCGAGCAGCGAAAGCAAACAGGCGGCAACGGCAGAUUAGGUGACUAUGGAUGCGACUCGCCAUGGUCACUAGUCCAAUCGGCUGUCAGGGCCAUGAAAGACAAACAUGGCGAAAACAUCGAAUUUAUCCUGUGGUCCGGAGAUUCUGUAUCACUGGAUGUAAGAGAUGCAGCAGCUCGAGUGAUAGCUAUUCAGAACGUUACCAAUCUACUCAGCCAUUUCUUCAGUAGCCAAUUUGUCUUCCCGGUUUUAGGGCAUGAUGACCCUGGUGCUCUACUUGGUCAGCAAAUUGGAUAUACCGAAUUGGGAUAUUUAUGGCGACAGUGGUUGCCUACAGAUGCUAUUCAAACAUUUAACAAAGGUGGCUAUUACACUAUCGAGCAAAAAGGCAACAAGCUCAGGAUAAUUGCACUUAACUCAAACGCAUUCUCCACCACGGAUGAAAGCCAAAAUGUCGACCCUAAUGAACAGUUAGCGUGGCUAGAUAGAAUUCUCGUGAAGUCAUCUAAAAACAAAGAGACGGUUUACCUUGUUAGUCACAUGUGUCCGGGAGCCAACGAAAGAGACCCAGACGAGGCACCACAAUUUCAUGACAAAUACAGUGCUAAGUAUUUACAAAUGAUAAGGAAAUACGCCAACAUAAUCGUCGGUCAGUUUUGCGGUCAUUUGCAUUCGGACACAUUUCGAAUUGUCUACGACCACAACAAGAGACCGUUAUCGUGGAUGAUGAUGGCGCCUUCGUUGACGCCUAGCAAGUCGCCAGGUGUAUCCAACAACCCCGGUCUGCGGCUCUAUAAAUUCAACACCAACACUGGCCACAUUCUAGAUUACACACAGUACUACAUUGACCUGGAGACAUCGGCCAAUGGGGACCCGGACGACUGGAGGGUCGAAUAUAACUUAACACAUUACUAUGGAUUGCAUGAGAUCACAGCCAGGUCUUUGCACCAAGUAGCAGAAACGUUCCAGUUGAGUGAUUCUCCGGAAUUCGACAGAUACUUCGAGGCUAACUCGGUGCGAUUACGCCCAUCGAAAGAUUGCAACUUAGAGUGCCGGCGGAUGCACUUUUGUGCAGUAACCGAGCUAGACUAUAGUAGGUUCCAUAGUUGUGUAGAAACGGCAGCCGAAGCACUUUCCGUGUCAGCGUCGCCGCCACACGGUCACGCUCUGUUUACAGCGGUUUUGUUGGUCGCCAUUGCGUUGGCUCACCGCCGUCAACACAACUAACUGUCACCCGACCAUUUCCUUUUUAAAGUCAAAAAAUAAUAUAAGUACACAACAACAACAGCGAAAACAAUUAUGUAAGCAACCAGUGAAAUGGAUCUCGAAGAGAACAAGCUCACACUUUGUCCGUCCGGACAUCCCGUUUUUGUUUGCUUACGACUCAUUGUUGUUUUUAAAAGAUUCUAUUCUUCGUCAAGUGUAUGCUUGGCAUUUUUUUAAUAAUUGCUUGAUAAAUAUCAAAUAUUCUACGAGGUUUACAAGCUAUUUUUUUCUUGCUCUACAUAAAAUUUAAAACAGACGUCAUUUUGAAUGGUUCAAUUUGUCCCGAUUAAUAAUAGUAAACUAUUUAUUUAAAAAAAUAAUCAAAUAAACGAAGAACCUUUUUUUUUAUCUAACCAAUGUCUUUAAAACACAUGUAGUUACUUGCAAGUUUUACAGUAAAUUAUAAACGUUUCAAAGAAUGGUGCUUUUAUAGUUGUUCAUGGCACAUUAAUUAGGUGUUUUUCCAAACAAUAAAUGACAACAAAAAUUUUUGGUUUAUUAAUAAUUAUGUUAUUGUAGCAAUAUUCAAAAAAAUAGUCUUAUUUUUGUUAUUUAUAAAGGAUAACAUUAUUUAUACCACAAAAAAAAUACAAGUCCGAAGAUGGUUCAAGAACACCCUUUACUUUUGACAAGCACGUCGUGCUAUUGAAUUAAUACAAUUUUGUACUUUUCAAUUAAAAAAACCGGCUGUAGGCAAACUUAAAUUAAUUCCCAACAACUUAAUCGAAAGAAAUCCAAAAACUUUUUCUACAUAAUAUUAUGUUAAGCGAAUUCAUUUAGACCUCAAGUAAAUAAAAAAUGAAUGUUCAGGUAUUUUUUUUCAGACCUAUUAUAUAAAAUAUAUAAUAAUAAUAUAUAUAUUAAAUAAUAAUUACGACUGGAUAUAUUUCUACUCUCUAGUUAAAAAUUCAAAUUUACCAUUUGAGAGCUCAAAAUACGUUUGUAACGAAUUUUACAAUUCGUAAAAAUGCAAACUUUUAAUUUUGCAAACCUAACCGGAAUCCGCGUAGCAAUUUUAAUGUAUAUUACUAUAUACGUAAUAAAUCAUAUUUUUUAAAUUUCCAACGAGUAGAGAAUAAUCAAUGAACUUUCAAAAUUGGAUAGUAAAAAUAAAAUCGUAAUUUUUUGAUAAAAAUUUCAAAUUAUACUUAUUUAAUAACUUGCAAACUUUUGUGAAGGUAUAAUGUUAAACAUUUUGUGACACAGAUUGAGAUUGAGACACUAUAUUACAAUACUAUAGUUAGCGAAUCUGUAUUUUUACUAUAGCAACCUCUAUAUUAUCAAAUAUAUUAUAUAAAUAUAUAUGUCACCUUGUUAUUAUUGUCCCAUUAUUUAGUAUAGUUAGUUAGUAUUCAAAUUAAUUAAAACUAAAAUGUAUGUACACGAUAAUCCAACAAAUCAAAAUUUUUCUACAGUCUUCCCUUUUAAACAUUUAUAACAUUCCUCUCCGGAGCAAACUAAUUUAAUUUCUUACUUUAUAACAACAUACAAAAAAUGUAUUGCGAUACAAAACCUAACCUAACAAUUUAUUAUUUAAGGCCAAAAUACUUAGGAUUGUAAACUAAAUAUGUCUUUGGUUUAUAAAAUAAUUUAAAGUUAUUUAGACGUUACUCAUGUACAUUUACUUGCAAACUGACAUUUUAACUUGAAAUGCAGUCAACAUAUUAUAAUAUGUAAAUAGUUUACCAUUUGUACUUUUAAGAAGUUUAGCCAUAUUAUAUUCAUAUUUAACCGAACCCUAUGUGUUUGAUAAAUUGAUCGUUGC